Aphanomyces astaci is the source of this 1077-nucleotide messenger RNA. RefSeq lists its product as hypothetical. The transcript has 5 exons. Lineage: Eukaryota; Oomycota; Saprolegniomycetes; Saprolegniales; Verrucalvaceae. Bases 1 to 1077 code for a protein of 358 amino acids. The record is from RefSeq and is a predicted model, not a curated record.
AUGUUCUAUGCCACGUGGCGCCCCACGUUCGAAGAAGCGGCCGUGAACGCAGGCUUCUUUUCCCUCUACGCCAACGAGACCUAUUGCCCCAUGCGCAUCGAAACCAACGUUUACAUUAUCAGCCAGCACCUUGCGACAGUCAAACGCCUCGAACAAGUCUUUACGCGCAAGUGUCUGGACGAGUACAUGGCGGAGUCUCUCGCUGCCCUACGCGUCCAAGCUGAGGCUUUCCUCUUCAACUCUCUCAUAUCUAUCAUCCAACAAGACAUCGGGUCCUACGCCUCUCCCUUUUCUCUCUGGGCCGCACUUUUAGCGCGCCACGAAAAAGCUGGCACCCGUGACCUCAUGAUCUUGUUCGCGAGUCUCACACAAUUUAAGUACACCGAUAUCAGUGCCGAGAUCCUCUUCACUAACCCUCGACGAUCAGAUCACUUGAUCGAAACGGCGUUUCUUCCUGUGAACGCCGAGGCUCUCACGGCACAUGAAGGACAUCUCCAAUUCAAGGUGCGUGAGGACGGUUCCGAAUGCACACCUAUCGCCACCAAGGCUACCAUCCGCAACACCUUGAAUAUCGCCUCUCGUCGCAAUCUCAUCCUAUGCGACCAAGGUUCCGGUGAUUCCAAAUCCCGUCGACACCAAGUUGCUUCUGCUACCACCUACGCUUCGCCUCCAACCGCCUUGGCCUCAACAGCAGCUACCCCAAGCGCCAUCGUGACGACUGUCGACCGCCUUCACGCACUUCUACUCGUCGAUCGUCUCCACAUUCCUCGCAAAGAGGUCGUUCCUCCGCCGCCCCAAGCCCCCUCCUACAUCCGCCUAUCCUCGCCUUUCGUCACCCACCCGUCGUGCUCGUUCAUUGCCUCAACGACGACAAGCCUCUCCACCACGUCCAUCCGCCACUGCUGGAUGGAAUACGUCCCAAACUUUUUAUCCUUCUACCGCCUUUCUUCGGCGCUCUACAUCGACACCGCCUGCGAAACGACAACGCCUUUGCAAUCCCACCUCUCAAUCCCCAACUACCAAGUCAUCAAUCCCGCCUACCCCAAUCGCAACGACACAUCCUCCAACUUCCUCUAG